Catharus ustulatus (Swainson's thrush) is the source of this 3627-nucleotide messenger RNA. It is a transcript of the gene RIOX2, whose product is annotated as ribosomal oxygenase 2. The transcript is spliced from 14 exons. The record is from RefSeq and is a predicted model, not a curated record. Gene Ontology annotation, molecular function: histone H3K4 demethylase activity; histone H3K36 demethylase activity. The coding region runs from base 204 to 1619 and encodes 471 amino acids. NCBI's taxonomy places the organism in Eukaryota, Metazoa, Chordata, Aves, Passeriformes, Turdidae. Gene Ontology annotation, cellular component: nucleolus.
CCGCCGUGUCCGCCCGCAUUGCCGCCGCUUCCCCCGGAGCGAGCCCCGGCGGUGCCGGCCGUGCGGAACCCGCCGUGUGUCGCUGUGCGAGUGACGCUGCUGGCCGCAGCUGGUCCCGAGUGAGGCGGGAGCGCCCCUGGUGCCGCUCGGUUCUCGCUCCAGCCCUGCCGGGAAGGAGCCGGGGCUGUGGGGAGGACAGGAAGAUGCCCAAGAAAGGAGGGAAGAUUGCUGAAGUGGCAAAGGAAACCCAGGCAGAGUGUAAACGGCCCAAACUGGACACAGCUGUUUCUCCUUCAGUCCUGAGUUUUGAGAGCCCAGAAAGCCUCUUCAGGAGCCUGAUCUCUCCCAUCAAAGAAGAGGUGUUUUUCAGGGACUACUGGGAGCAAAAGCCACUGCUUGUUCAGAGAAAUGAUGUCCUGGUGGCUGCUUACUACCAGUCCCUGUUCCAGCUGGCACAGCUGAAGGAGCUGUGCAGCCAGGGCCUGUGCUACGGGAGAGACGUGAACGUCUGUAGGUGUGUGAACGGGAAAAAGAAGGUUCUAAAUAAAGAGGGUAGAGUGAACUACAUGCAGCUGAAGAAGGAUUUUGACCAGAAAAAGGCAACAAUACAGUUUCAUCAGCCUCAGAGAUUUAAGGAGGAGCUGUGGAAGAUUCAGGAGAAGCUGGAGUGUUACUUUGGGUCUCUGGUGGGGUCCAACGUUUACAUCACUCCCCAGGGGUCUCAGGGCCUUCCCCCUCACUACGAUGAUGUCGAGGUGUUCAUCCUUCAGCUGGAAGGAGAGAAGCACUGGAGACUCUACAAACCAACGGUGCCUUUGGCUCGGGAGUACAACGUUGAGCCAGAAGAUAGGAUUGGGAGUCCCACACAUGAAUUCAUAUUAAAGCCAGGUGACUUACUGUACUUCCCAAGAGGGACUAUUCACCAGGCUGACACUCCUCAGGGGAUCUCCUAUUCAACACACGUGACCAUCAGCACCUACCAAAACAAUUCUUGGGGAGAUUUCUUACUGGAUGCAAUUCCUGGCCUGGUGUUUGAUACAGCAAAAGAGGAUGUGGCACUGCGGACAAGCAUUCCAAGGCAACUGCUCAUGCAGGUGGACACGGCUGACUGCACCAAAAAGCUGAGCAGCCUUCUGAGAAGGCUUGCAGACCGUCUGGAGAACUCCAGGGAACUGAGAUCUUCCGACAUGAAGAAGGAUUUCAUCAUGCACCGGUUGCCGCCGUGCUUGGGAUGUGACUCUGAUCCUUUGACUCCAGGUGGGAAAUUGCCAAAAAUAGAUAGCAAAAUCAGACUGCAGUUUAGAGACCAUGCUAUCAUCACUGUGGAACCAGAUCAAGAGAAUGCUGAUGAAACUCGCAGGGAGAUGGUUUAUGUGUAUCAUUGCUUAAAGAACAGGAGAGAGACUCACAUGAUGGGGACAGAGGAUGACACUGCCAGUGAGGAUGGCCUCUCCCAGCAGACUCAUGGACUGCGGUUCCCUUUGUCACACUUGGAUGCACUGAAGCAGAUCUGGAGUAGCAGCACUGUCAAUGUUAAAGAGCUUAACCUUACCUCAGAUGAGGAGAAAGUGAACCUUGCCUUGUCACUCUGGACUGAAUGUCUGAUUGAAGUUCUUUGAUGCUUUUGGGAAUUAGCUGCUCCUGGCUCUUAAGCAUCUCUUGAGAGCAAGGUUUAUUAAAUUAGUUUUUUUAAAAUCCAUCCAGCUUCUGGUUUGUAGUGCUAACAAAGCAUUGCAGUGUCUGUACUUUGCUGCUUUCUGGUGCCAAAUGUUAACUGUCCUUGCACUUUUGGGAAAAUGGGCAUGGAGAAAAACAGGUAAGUGAGCCACAGCUCCAGGUCUGGGGCUGGAUGAAGUCACUCCUGAUUGUGAAGUCACUCCAGAUGUGACCUGGAAAUCCGAAGUGAGGAUUUCUACCCUUGACUAGACAUGACACAGGCUUCUGAAAAUGGAACUGACCUUGGCAGAAGAGCAGCUGUGAAGGGAAGCAGAACAAAAACACAGGUAAGCAGGAAAACCAAGUGCAGUGGUACUGCUUGGUCCUGUGUGCACCUCCUGCCUCUGCCUGCUGUGAACUCUUGGUGUUGCAGCUCAGUAUAGUUCAUUUCAGUGUUUGUGGGGUUUGAUUUUUGUGGUGAGUUCCUCUAAAUAACUCCCCUUCUUUGCUGGACACAUCCCUGGAGUGGGAGCAGAGUCCCCCUUACCCUGCAGGAAUUCUCUGCUCCUCUGGCCAGGGGCUGAAGCUGGGGGUUAUGAGCCAAGGAAAACAACCAAGCCACGGGCAUUCUGUCCUUGAUGCAUGCAGCAGCACCUGUUCUCCAAGUUCCCAGCACUGAGGAAUCUAAACAAGAAAAUGCCUGUUCCUUCACUUCUCCAGCUCUCUCCCCACACCUCCCCUGCUCUUAGCCUUGGUGUGCCAAGGUCCUGCAGCUCCCUGGCUCUCCAGCUGUAGCUCACCUGGUCCUGGCUGUGGCUGAUAAAGUAUGGGCCUGACAUGAUUUUUAGCAGCAAUCCAUUCUUUUAAAUAACACAAAGAGCAUACAAUGCAGAAGAGUCUUUAGGAAAUACAUCCAAAUAAGAGACUCUGCUUUUCCUGUAGUUCUCCUUCCUGUUUUCACCUGGGCUGAAAGGAUGGGCAUGGCCUGUAUUUCUCAUAUGAAAGUGAUGUUACUAAAUUUGCCCAGAAGUUCUGAUUACUAUUAUUGCUCAUUUUCUGAAAGAAAACAUUCUCAUUUUGCCUUUCCCACCUUGUUUUCAGGUGCUGCCCUGGAUGGACAUCUGUGUCUCAGACAGGAAGGAGGAAGGGGAGCCUCUGCCUCAUCUGCACAGCUCAGGUGGAUGUGACAGAAUUCAUGUGGCCUGACAAGGACAGGAAAAAUCAUUACACCCCUCCCACCUUUGCCAAAAGCUGUGGUGUUUGAGCAGCCAAAGCCAAGAGGCUUCAGCACCAGGGCUCUGCCCUGGAGGGCUCCUGUGCUGUGGGGUCAGCAGGAACAGGAGGAAAUGGGGUGCCAGAGCCGUGUGCCCCUCUGAGGACAGAAGAGUCCAGGCUGAGGUGAGACGGGCACGAGAGCUGGGAUGAGCAAUCCACGGAACAGGGAGCUUGGAAUUGCAGCUGCUGCCAAAACCAUGGCCUUAGGUCCGCUCCUUCUGCAUCUGUGCCAAGUGGGAUCUGUGCUGGCGAGAGAGCUGCUGUCAAGAACAAAAGGGAGAAGAACACCAACUCACAGCCAUUCAGGCCUGACAGUCCCCUGCAGCGAGAGCUCAGCACACAUCCACAGAGCCAAGUCCAGCAUCUGAAAGAAAAAAACCAGAAGGAAAAGGGACUCCUGGCCUCCUCCUGCCCCACAUUGCCAUCUGGGACACACAGAAACACCCAGGAACAUUGCUGGCAGCGAGCAGGAGACAUCGAGACCUCUGUGCAGCUCUGGGACACAAAAGCAGCACCAGCUCCAGGAGUUGCCAUAAUUUUGGCCUGGUACUACUCACCUGCAGGAAAUGUCCUAUGGACUUGAGAGUCAGAUUUUACAGUCCUUCUCAACCCCAGUAUGUCCUCAAUAUAUCCUGUGAUCUGGAAGUAAAGAGAAAAAUUCUCGGUUGUAUUUUAAUAAAUGAGGUUUUGCCAUUA